Messenger RNA from Clonostachys rhizophaga, 930 nucleotides. The record is from the annotation of a GenBank genome assembly. Lineage: Eukaryota; Fungi; Ascomycota; Sordariomycetes; Hypocreales; Bionectriaceae.
AUGGCUGCCACUUCUUUCAAGCUCAACAGCGGAUACGACAUCCCCUCAGUCGGUCUUGGUACCUGGCAGGGUGAGGCCACCGCCGUCAAGGCCGCCGUCGCCCACGCCCUCAAGAGCGGUUACAAGCUCGUCGACGGCGCGUACUGCUACGGCAACGAGGAGGCCGUCGGCGCAGGGAUCAAGGAGGCCCUCGACUCCGGCAUCAAGCGCGAGGACAUCUUCGUCGUCACCAAGAUCUGGGCCACCUACAACACCCGCGUCGCCGAGGGCCUGGACAAGAGUCUCAAGGCCCUCGGGCUCGACUACGUCGACCUCCUGCUCAUCCACUGGCCGCUGCUGCUGAACCCCAACGGGAACGACGACAAGUUCCCCAAGAAGCCUGAUGGCUCUCGGGAUGUCAUCCACGGGUGGGAUCACCUCGAGGCCUGGAGGCAGAUGGAGGCUGUCGUCAAGACCGGCAAGGUCAGGUCCAUCGGUGUCUGCAACUACAGCAAGAGCUACCUGGAGAAGAUCAUCGACAAUGCCACCAUCCUCCCCGCCGUCAACCAGAUCGAAAGCCACCCCUGGCUCCCCCAGAGCGACAUCACCGAGCUCGCCAAGUCAAAGGGCAUUCACAUCAUGGCCUACAGCCCUCUGGGCAGCACGGGCAGCCCCGUCGCCGAGGCCGAGCCUGUAGUCAAGCUCGCCGAGAAGUACAAGGUCACCCCGCAGACCAUCCUCAUCAGCUGGCAGGUCGCCCGCGGGCACACUGUCCUCCCCAAGUCCGUCACUCCUUCGCGCAUCACUGCCAACCGGGAGAUCGUCAACCUGAGCGCCGAGGACACCAAGUCGCUGGACGACUACUCCAGCGACAUUGUCGCCAAGAAGGAGUGGAAGCGCUUCGUCUACCCUCCUUUCGGUAUUAACUUUGGAUUCCCCGACAAGCAAUAG